AGAAGACGUUGGUGUCAACAUGUUUGCAUGCAGGCACCAUGACGCCGGGCGGAGGGACAAACUUAACCCGCGGCUUUGUUUCACACGGUUCUAGGACAACUCUUGUCAAUUUUUACCGUGUUUAAAAUAAUUCUAUUCUUUGUACUAAUUUUUUAGGCUACUAGAGAAAACGUAUCGACGUUACUUAAGCAGUCUGAGUUUGUGGCCUUAACAACUGACAUCUGGACCUCAGCUGCACAUGAUGCCUACAUGUCUCUCACGGCACUAUUUCUGGAUGAAUUUUGGUCAUUAGUUGAGGUUACUCUCUGCUGCAAAAUGAUGACCGAGGACCACUCAGGCCAGUACAUCAAACAAGUAUUUAAUGAAAUGAUGGAAGAGUGGGGAAUCCCACCGCACAAAGUUUCAGCAGUAACGUCGGACAAUGGUGAAAAUAUUCGUCUUGCGCUAGAAUUGCUGGAUAAUCCCCCAAAUCACAUGCGGUGCUUUGGCCACACUAUUAAUAAUGGGGUUUCUGGUGUCAUAUCUACAUGCCAAGGACUUCAGGAAAGUCUUGCCAAAGCUCACUCUGCGCGAUCCUGGCUGUCCUCUGAUAAAGUUUGGAGGGCAUAUGUGAAGUAUGUUCUAGAGAUGCAUAACAAGACACCUAAAAUGCUACCAUCUCCAUGCAAGACCCGUUGGUGGGUCGACUUGCACAUAGCCGAAGCAGUUGUUGGGCAGUACAGGUGGAUGUGGGGUUUUGUCACAUCAUACAGAUUGGGAAAAUUCUUAGGUGAAAUUCCAAGCAGAGAAAAUAUCUCAGUCUUGAAAGCAUACGUGAAGGCCCUCAAACCUGUUGAAAAGAUAUCGUCAUUACUCUGUGCGGAAAGAUAUGUAACAUGCAGUAUGGUGCUGCCAAUGACCUAUAUCUUGGAUCCUGAGAGUUCAUUUUAUGGUGGGGAGGACUUGGCUCUCAAUGCGUUCACCACCCUACAAUGGGUAACAGAGGAAAAUGAAGAAGAAAUGGACCAAGGUCAAGAGGGGGAAGAUGAUGAUGAUAUACCCCUUUCUGAUUACGCCGCCCUGCAACCAAAGGCCAUACAUAGGGCCAUAUCUGAAAAGCUCAAGAAGCGGUACAACCCGCCCCUUCCACCUGAUGAUGACACUCGGGCAGCCAUUGAGUUUGAACGCGCAGCUGCGUGCAAUACGGUUCUUUGCCGAGUCUCAUUUCUUGACCCCCGCUUUCGGUCCCAAAUAUUGGAGGCCGAUUGUACAUUGGCCAAAACUGGUCUCAUGGAAGAAACUGUGGACUCAGCUGCUCCUCCAAACCGUGCAGAGAACCGUGGAACCACACAACAGAACCAAAAUACAGCUGUGUUAUCAGCGGCUUCUGCCGUUAUGAGCCUAUUUAAGAGAAGACGCCAAGAGCAUCAGGGGCAGCAGGAGGCCGCCAUCGAAUCUGACCCAAAAGACGCAGCCAAAAAAGCCUUUGCUAAGGAGUUGUUACUCUACGAGGGGCUCCCUGAUGCUGAACUUACUGAGGAUCCCUUUAAAUGGUGGCAGGGUCAUAGUGGGUCACUUCCGCUACUUUCGCGGCUAGCACGAAAGUACCUGAUUAUUCCAGCUUCAAGUGUACCUUCGGAGCGAUUGUUUAGCACCGGGGGAAACGUCAUAAUCGACACCAGAACGUCUCUCACUGGACUGAACGCUGAGAUGCUAAUUUUCAUCUCACAAAAUCAGGCUCAUUGCCCCCUUCCAGUAUAAAUGCUGUUAAUUUGACAUCAGAUUUGAAUUAAAUACUCUAAUCCACUACUCUUUUGUUAUUUUAUCUCCUCUCGAUUUGAGUCAGUCCUGUUUCUUACGGUGUUCGACGUCAUAUUUGAACUUAUUAUA
Messenger RNA from Frankliniella occidentalis (western flower thrips), 1869 nucleotides. RefSeq names its product E3 SUMO-protein ligase ZBED1-like. The record is from RefSeq and is a predicted model, not a curated record. Lineage: Eukaryota; Metazoa; Arthropoda; Insecta; Thysanoptera; Thripidae. The coding region runs from base 250 to 1740 and encodes 496 amino acids. The transcript has 4 exons. Gene Ontology annotation, molecular function: protein dimerization activity.